AUGGACAUCACCAACUUCGUUCUUGCCGCCAGGAACCAGGCCCUUCUGUACGGAGACUACUCGACCUACCACAGACUGUUGACCAAAAAGCUGCACAACUGUCGCAAGAAGCUCAAGCUCACGUCCAAGAACCGAUCGAAAUUCGUCAAGAAGGGACCGGUCGCGGCAGAGCAGAUCGCAGAAGAUCAUGAAUACCUUCGCCUUGUCCUCCUCACUGCAGAGCGGGCUUGGGCCCAUGCUAUGAGGCUUAAAGCCAUCCACUCUACAGACAGCAAGGGAAUCACUGGCCGAACGCGCAGCCACAUUGUAUCGCGACUAGACAAGGGAGCCCGAAUUGCUGAGCAGUUGGUCGAGCGGCUGGUAGAUGGCACCAGUGGUGCAAGCAACACCGACGCCCUGGAAGCUCGCGCUUAUGCCUCCAUGAUUCGAGGUUCCGCCCAGUUCGAGAAGCAGAGCUGGGAGCCAUGCUUGCGAAGCUACUCCACUGCACGCAUUAUAUACAGUGCGCUGACUACGGCUCUGAAAACUGACACCAUCAAGGACCUGCUCUUGGAGACUAUUGAUCCCUCGAUACGAUAUGCAGCAUACCAGAUCAAGAUACCCCGAACCUUGGCGAUUCCGACUAUUGCGAGAAAGGCAUUCCCCUCUGAUUCCUCAUUAGUUGAGCAUAUCAACAGAUUAGACCCUGACCUGCUGAAGCAGGGCGGGUCGGAAGCACAGAAAGGACACGUUGGUGCUCCCAAUGCACCUCAAACCAUCACCUGGAGAUCCCGAGAGGUCAAAAUUGAGGAUGCUGCUAUUGCCUUGGCGCUGGCCUCGACAGAUACUGCCACUGCCCGGCUCGCGGAGAAGCUGGCCUCGUCCGAGGUGGUCCUUCCAAAAGAGAUGGCUGCGGCUUACGAUGAUGUCCUCAUUGCCAGCCAGGAUGCUGCAGAUGCCACGAAGCAUUCCAUUGAUGAGUUGAGAGAAGAAGGUGUAUCGCAAAAUGAUGCUCGCGUACAGAGUUUGCAAAUGACUCGAACUGCCGUCAACUACCAGAUGAUUAGCUGGAGAAUUGGCCGCAACCGAGUGCUAAGUGGUGAGCAUGACGGCGCUCUGCUUGACUCAGCCCCUAAUACAACAAGAAAGGCGAAGAAGGAGGCAGUGUCCAAGAAACCAAAGAUAGAAGCGCCUGGUCGAAAGAUCGCCAGACUCAAGGAGAAGGUGGUUCUUUACGACGCUACGCUUCAAAGUCUGGAGUCAAUCAAGGACUUGCCUGGUGUUGCUUCGGAUGAGGAGCUUUUGGAGCAACUGGAUGCGACUUUCAAAUAUUUCCACGCCCUCAAAUGCCUAUCUAUUGCACGUUCACACUCUCUGGCUGGUAAUUCCGUCAACGCUCUGGCGCUCACGAAACAUGCAUUUGGCGAAUGUGAAGAGUCGGCAAUUUUCUUUGCCAAGCAAGAGCCUAGCUCGUCAAAGUCACCUCGCAACAUCGAAAUUCGUAGUAGUGAUAUCGAGUUCCUCCACAGUCUGCUUAAGGGUGAACUGCAGCGAUGUCGCGCGCUGGUGGAGAUCGACAACCUGCGUGCGAAAGCUUCAGGCACAAAAUCCACGAUUCCGCUAGUUGAGCGACUGUACGAAUACCCAGCCGAGGGCGUGGAUUUGGAGAACCUGGUGGCAUAUCCUCCCAAGGUUGAACCAAUUCCUGUGAAGCCACUCUUCUUCGACGUUGCUUGGAACUACAUCGACUAUCCCGGGAAGGCACCUGUCGCGGCGGAGAAACCUAGCGAUAGCACAGAACAGAAGAGCACUUCAUCGGCUCAGAAGAGGGGUUGGUUCGGUUUUGGAAGAAGCUAG
Messenger RNA from Pseudomassariella vexata, 1836 nucleotides. Its product is annotated as signal recognition particle protein. The record is from RefSeq and is a predicted model, not a curated record. Gene Ontology annotation, cellular component: signal recognition particle, endoplasmic reticulum targeting. Lineage: Eukaryota; Fungi; Ascomycota; Sordariomycetes; Amphisphaeriales; Pseudomassariaceae. Gene Ontology annotation, biological process: SRP-dependent cotranslational protein targeting to membrane. Gene Ontology annotation, molecular function: endoplasmic reticulum signal sequence receptor activity; signal recognition particle binding; 7S RNA binding. The transcript is spliced from 2 exons. Bases 1 to 1836 code for a protein of 611 amino acids.